This is a messenger RNA of Loa loa (African eye worm), 327 nucleotides long. RefSeq lists its product as hypothetical. NCBI's taxonomy places the organism in Eukaryota, Metazoa, Nematoda, Chromadorea, Rhabditida, Onchocercidae. The record is from RefSeq and is a predicted model, not a curated record. The transcript is spliced from 3 exons. Bases 1 to 327 code for a protein of 108 amino acids.
AUGUCGCAGGCAGAUAUUGAUGUUAAUUUGCAGCAUAUUGAAAAAGGAAUGCAAGAAUUGUCUUUUGCUUCAGAUGUUUCUGUCACAGCUCCGAACUUCACUUUGACAUCUUCCCUCUCAACGCAGACUUCUGUGGACGUAAGAAGUAAUUUUUAUUGUGGUAACUCAGCUACAUCAUUCGACUCCAACCCGGAUACUGCUCGACCAGUUGAGCAGAAGCAGUAUCAACUUUGGAGUACACCACCAUGGAACGCUUUGCUAGAACAAGGAGUUAAUAAUAAUCAAGCAAACAUUACUUCUACAUGGAAUUCACUUUUGGACCAUUAA